Coregonus clupeaformis (lake whitefish) is the source of this 539-nucleotide messenger RNA. RefSeq names its product unconventional myosin-XV-like. NCBI's taxonomy places the organism in Eukaryota, Metazoa, Chordata, Actinopteri, Salmoniformes, Salmonidae. The record is from RefSeq and is a predicted model, not a curated record. The transcript is spliced from 4 exons. The coding region runs from base 1 to 393 and encodes 130 amino acids.
AUGGCUGGUCUGGUCCGCGUUCCCCCAUGUUUGGCUCCUGCUUCUUCUACAUCAAGUCCAGCAGGCAACAUCUCUAUCCUGGCUCCCUGUGUACUGGCUGUCAACCAGAACGGACUGCUUACUUCCCUACACAAGGACUCGCAUGAGGCCAUGGUAAGUUACCCUCUAAGCGAGGUCCAGUCCACCAGAACCCAGAGACCAACAGGGGGCGCUAGCUCCUCCUAUCCCUACGUAGACAUUCUGCUGGGAGACCUGCUGACACAGCGCAUCACACAGCUACAACUGGAGCAGGGUCUGGAGCUGUGUCGGGUUAUCGCCAUGCACAUGGAGAACAUGCUGUCUGUCCGGGAGAAGAGACUCACCCUGCCACCUAGUGAGAUCACUCUGCUAUAACACACUGUCUGGGAGAAGAGACUCACCCUGCCACCUAGUGAGAUCACUCUGCUAUAACACACUGUCUGUCUGUCUGUCCGGGAGAAGAGACUCACCCUGCCACCUAGUGAGAUCACUCUGCUAUAACACACUGUCUGUCUGUCUGU